AUGGCGUCGGCCAAUCUCGAUAACGCAGAGGCCCAAUGGCGGGCUCAGUUCGAGGCCAUGAAGACCGCCUUGGCGGGCCUGAAGCUCCCUUCAGAACCGCCCUCUGAUGUGGACUUCGACGACGAUUAUGAGGGAUACUCCUCCGGGAGCGGCGCGCAGGACGUCUGGGACUUUAUCUCAGAUGACGAAGACGACGACUACAGUAGUGACCAGCUCGACGCUCACGGUGCUACUAAUGGAGACGCGCCCUACGGCGCCGCGUGGUUCGCUGGCAAGUGCUCAGCUGUAGCUGCGAAGAACGGUCUGGCCGACGAUGUGUUCCAGAACCAAAUAUUGAGCGUCUUGACCUCUGGCCAGGGUGAUGAGGAGCUCCAGUCUCAGCUCGCCGAUCUCAUCGGUUUCGACGAUUUUGAGUUCAUCAUCGAGCUGCUUGGUCAUCGCAACGACAUUGUAACGGCUGUCACGUCUCAGGGGUCCCAGGAAUCCAAGGGGAGGCUUCUUAGCAAGGCACAACGUGAAGAGGCAUUGCGACGACAGGACCACGAACACAAGAGUGCGUCUCUCGCGCCCGCCAUGACCCGAGAGGUCCAAUAUCCCCAUGUGUACAAAGCAUACAACGCCGGGAAUUCUCUUAGCCACUCUGGAAAGAAGUAUGCCCUCCCGACCGGCAGCGAGAGGCUUCAGUUCGAGAAGUACGAGGAGUAUGCCAUUCCAGCAGGAAAGAAGGGCGUCUUGGGCCCAGGUCAGAGGCUGGUCAAGAUCUCAGAGAUGGAUGGUCUUUGUCGCGGCACAUUCAAGGGCUACAAGACCCUCAAUCGCAUGCAAAGUCUGGUGCACCCAGUGGCAUACAGAACGAACGAGAACAUGCUCAUUUGUGCUCCUACUGGUGCUGGUAAAACGGAUGCCGCCAUGCUUACAAUCCUGCAAACCAUUGGCCACUACUGCACCCCCAAUCCUAUCGAAGACCCGACUGUCGCGGAUUUCGCUGUCGAAACGCAGGAUUUCAAAAUCGUCUAUGUUGCUCCGAUGAAAGCUCUGGCGGCUGAAAUCACCGAAAAGCUCGGCAAGCGCCUGGCAUGGCUCGGUAUCAAGUGCCGAGAGUUCACUGGAGAUAUGCACCUCACCAAGGCUGAGAUCGUCCAAACCCAGAUCAUCGUCACCACCCCUGAGAAAUGGGAUGUUGUCACAAGAAAGGGAACCGGCGACACCGAGUUGGUGCAGAAGGUCCGUCUACUCAUCAUCGACGAGGUUCACAUGCUUCACGAUGAGCGUGGUGCUGUCCUGGAAUCGCUCGUCGCCAGAACCGAACGUCAAGUUGAGAGCACCCAAUCGUUGAUUCGUAUCGUCGGUCUCAGUGCCACGCUUCCGAAUUACGUGGAUGUUGCCGACUUCCUCAAAGUAAAUCGACACGCCGGCAUGUUCUACUUUGACGCCUCUUUCCGUCCCGUCCCGCUAGAGCAGCACUUCAUCGGUGUCAAGGGCAAAGCUGGGUCGAAGCAGUCCAAGGAAAACCUGGAUCAAGUGGCUUUCGAAAAAGUCAGGGACAUGCUCCAAAGAGGUCACCAAAUCAUGGUCUUUGUCCACUCGAGAAGAGAUACUCUUCUCACCGCCAAGAUGCUCCACGAAAAGGCCAUUGAGGACUUCUGUGUGGAUUUGCUUGAUCCCACUGGCCACCCCAACUACGAGAACGCGGUCCGAGAUAUGAAACAAUCCAAGGCGCGUGAUCUGCGGGAACUGAUCCCCAAAGGUUUGGGAGUUCACCAUGCCGGUAUGGCACGCUCCGACAGAAACCUCAUGGAAAGGUUGUUUGGUGAAGGCGUCAUCAAAGUUCUCUGCUGUACGGCAACUCUUGCUUGGGGUGUGAACUUGCCCGCAGCCGCUGUCGUGAUCAAGGGAACCCAAGUGUAUAGUGCACAGGAGGGUAAAUUCGUUGAUCUCGGUAUUCUCGACGUCCUGCAAAUUUUCGGUCGUGCUGGUCGUCCCCAGUUCGAGGACACUGGUAUUGGUAUGAUUUGCACCACGCAGGACAGACUCCAUCACUACCUGACGACUGUCACGGAGCAGCAGCCCAUUGAGUCCAAGUUCUCCACGAAACUAGUCGACAACUUAAACGCUGAGAUCGCCCUGGGAACAGUCACGUCGAUUCCCGAGGCUGUCCAGUGGAUUGGAUACUCGUACCUUUUUGUCCGCAUGCAGAGGAGCCCCAUGAGCUACGGCAUUGAGUGGGCUGAGAUCAGAGACGACCCUACGCUCGUCCAGAGACGGCGCCAGUUGGCCAUCCAGGCAGCCCGCACUUUACAGCAGAGCCAGAUGAUCAUCUUCAACGAGGUGACUGAGGAGCUUCGCAGCAAGGACAUUGGCCGCAUUGCCAGCCAGUACUACAUCUUGCACACCAGUAUCCAGAUCUUCAACACCAUGAUGCGCCCUAUGGCCACCGAAGCUGACAUUCUCAAGAUGAUCAGCAUGAGUGGAGAGUUUGAUAAUAUCCAGUCCAGAGACUCUGAGGAGAAGGAGCUCUCCCGUCUGAGACACGAUGUUGUGCCUUGUGACGUUGACGGCGGCAUCGACACGCCCCAGGCAAAGACGAACAUUCUGCUGCAGGCAUACAUCUCGAGGGCUCAACCGGAAGACUUCGCUCUUGGAAACGAUCUGAACUAUGUUGCUCAGCAGGCUGGCCGUAUCUGCAGAGCUCUGUUCAUGAUCGCCUUGAAUAGGAGAUGGGGCCACCAGUGCUUGGUUCUGCUUACCCUUGCCAAGUCUAUUGAGAAGCGCAUCUGGCCGUUCCAGCAUCCCUUGCACCAGUUCGAUUUCCCCAAAUCCGUCUUCAAUCAGCUUGACGCCAAGGACAACAUGUCAAUCGAAGCAAUGAGAGACAUGGAUGCUGCGGAAAUUGGCGCUCUCGUUCACAACCAGAGUGCUGGCAAGAAGAUUGCCCACAUUCUUAACAACUUUCCGACGGUCAGUGUCGAGGCCGAGAUCGCUCCUCUCAACCGCGAUGUUCUUCGUAUCAAGCUAUUCAUCGAGCCCGACUUCAGGUGGAACGACCACACUCAUGGAACCUCCGAAUCGUAUUACAUCUGGGUUGAAAACUCUGAGACUUCGGAGAUUUACCAUCACGAGUUCUUUAUUCUCAACAGGAGAAAACUUUACGAUGAUCACGAGCUCAAUUUCACCAUCCCGCUUUCGGAUCCCUUGCCGACUCAGAUCUAUGUGCGGGCGGUCUCUGACCGAUGGCUCGGUGCCGAGACGGUGGCGCCUGUCUCCUUCCAGCAUCUCAUCCGCCCCGACACGGAGAGUGUGUACACUGACCUCCUGAACUUGCAACCGCUGCCCAUCAGCGCGCUCAAGAAUCCGGCCCUCGAGGAGAUCUACGCGAAGCGUUUCCAGUUCUUCAACCCCAUGCAGACGCAAAUCUUCCACACUCUAUACCACACCCCUGCCAACGUCCUCCUCGGUUCCCCCACGGGUAGUGGCAAGACCGUCGCGGCAGAGCUGGCCAUGUGGUGGGCUUUCAGGGAGAGGCCAGGAUCCAAAGUGGUCUACAUCGCGCCCAUGAAAGCCCUUGUACGUGAGCGUGUAAAGGAUUGGGGAGCUAGGCUUGCUCGGCCUCUAGGAUUGAAGCUGGUCGAACUGACAGGUGACAACACUCCCGACACUCGCACGAUUAAAGAUGCCGAUAUCAUCAUUACGACGCCUGAAAAAUGGGACGGUAUCUCUCGUAGCUGGCAGACGAGAGGCUACGUACGUCAAGUGAGCCUCGUCAUCAUUGAUGAGAUCCACUUGCUGGCUGGUGAUCGUGGUCCGAUUCUGGAAAUCAUCGUUUCUCGCAUGAACUACAUCGCGGCAUCCAUCAAGAACUCUGUGCGCUUGCUCGGCAUGUCGACGGCGUGCGCCAAUGCCACGGAUCUGGGCAACUGGCUCGGCGUCAAGGAGGGACUGUUCAACUUCAGACACUCCGUCCGCCCCGUCCCCUUGGAGCUCUACAUUGACGGUUUCCCUGAAACCAGGGGCUUCUGCCCGUUGAUGCAGUCCAUGAACCGCCCAACCUUUCUGGCAAUUAAGACACACAGCCCCGACAAGCCCGUCAUUGUUUUUGUACCCUCUCGCAGACAGACACGCUUGACUGCGAAGGACCUGAUCAACUACUGCGGCAUGGAAGACAACCCCCGCCGCUUCCUGCACAUGGACGAAGACGACCUGCAGCUCAACCUUGCCAGAGUCAAGGAUGACGCUCUCAAGGAGGCCAUCAGUUUUGGCAUCGGGCUCCACCACGCCGGUCUCGUCGAAUCGGACCGCCAGCUGGCCGAGGAACUCUUCCUCAACAACAAGAUUCAGAUCCUGGUCGCUACCAGUACCCUUGCCUGGGGUGUCAACUUACCCGCCCACCUCGUCGUCGUCAAGGGCACGCAGUUCUACGACGCCAAGAUCGAGGGCUACAAGGACAUGGACCUGACUGACGUCCUCCAGAUGUUAGGACGAGCUGGCCGUCCGCAGUUCGACAACUCGGGUGUGGCCCGCAUCUUCACCAAGGACGCCAAGAAGGACUUUUACAAGCACUUCCUCCACACCGGCUUCCCCGUCGAGUCGUCCCUGCACACGGUGCUCGACAACCAUUUGUGCGCCGAAGUCUCGGCCGAAACCAUUGUGACGAAGCAGGACGCCCUGGACUACCUGACGUGGACCUUCUUCUUCCGCCGCCUGCACAAGAACCCGUCGUACUACGGCCUCCAGGUCUCGGCCGAGGAACAUAACAGCAUCGCCGCGCAGACGCUCGCCAACGACUACAUGAUUGACAUGAUUGACAAGUCCCUCGAUGAGCUCGCGCAGUCCAGCUGCGUCGAGGUGUUCCCCAACGGCGACGUCGACCCCACCCCGAUGGGCAAGAUCAUGAGUUACUACUACCUCUCCCACAUCACCGUCCGCCACCUCGUCAAGCACGUCAAGGCCCACGCCUCAUUCCUCGACGUGCUCUCGUGGAUGUCCCGCGCCACCGAGUACGACGAGCUCCCCGUCCGCCACAACGAGGAUCUUAUCAACGAAGAGCUCUCGCGCAACCUCCUCUUCCCGGGUAGCUCCUUCGGCCUGCCCAUGUGGGACCCCCAUGUGAAGGCCUUCCUCCUGCUGCAGGCACACAUGUCGCGCAUCUCUCUCCCCAUCACCGAUUACGUCGGUGACCAGACCAGCGUCCUCGAUCAGGCCAUCCGUAUCAUCCAGGCCUCGAUCGACGUCACCACCGAGCUGGGCCACCUGACCACCUGCCUCGAGUUCGUCAAGCUUCUGCAGUGUAUCAAGUCCGCCCGCUGGCCCACCGACCACCCGGCCUCCAUCCUCCCAGGCGUCGGCGUGGACACCCUCAAGUCGGACAAGUCCAACCUCACACUCGCCAAGAUCGCCGCCCUGGCCUCCCCAGGCAAGGUCUCCAACCUGGCGAAGCAGCUCUCCGUGCCGGCCCACCAGCAGCCCCGCUUCGCAAAGGCCGUCGCCCAGCUCCCCAACCUUGCCGUCUCCGUCCCGGAGGCCACGGCGCUGUCCGUCUCGGUCGACCUUCGCCGGCUGAACCCGCUAACGGAGCGCGACGCCCACGUCUACGCGCCCCGCUUCCCGAAGCCUCAGAACGAAGGCUGGUUCGUCGUCCUCGCCGACCCGGCCCACGACGAGGUUAUCGCCGUCAAGCGCGCCGGCUGGUCCCAGGGGCCCGGAAGGAGCGUCGCCGUCGGGUCCAAGCCUUCGGCCCGCGCCAGCCUCAAGGUCCCCGAGGCCGCGCAGGGCAGGAAGCUCGAGGUCAUCGUCGUCAGCGACGCGUAUAUCGGGCUCGAGUACCGCGUCGGCGUCGACGUCCCCGCGGCGCCCGUCGUGGACGACGACGUGGACAAGUCCAAGAAGGCGCAGGUGCAGGCGCAGCAGCAGGGUGGCGGCGCGUCCCGGGCGUGA
Colletotrichum spaethianum is the source of this 5931-nucleotide messenger RNA. RefSeq names its product putative hemerythrin-like protein. Lineage: Eukaryota; Fungi; Ascomycota; Sordariomycetes; Glomerellales; Glomerellaceae. The record is from RefSeq and is a predicted model, not a curated record. Gene Ontology annotation, molecular function: nucleic acid binding; ATP binding; ATP hydrolysis activity. Bases 1 to 5931 code for a protein of 1976 amino acids. The transcript is spliced from 4 exons.